Fonsecaea pedrosoi CBS 271.37 is the source of this 402-nucleotide messenger RNA. RefSeq lists its product as uncharacterized. The coding region runs from base 1 to 402 and encodes 133 amino acids. The transcript has a single exon. The record is from RefSeq and is a predicted model, not a curated record. NCBI's taxonomy places the organism in Eukaryota, Fungi, Ascomycota, Eurotiomycetes, Chaetothyriales, Herpotrichiellaceae.
AUGCCUCUCGAGCAGAAAGAAUUCUCCCAUCCGCCGUUACAUCCCCCAAUUGGGACACCCGAGAACUCAGAGACAGUGAAGCCUUGGUACACCGUCGCACCUGGAAUCUGGGAACUGCAUCUAAAUGGUGAGAAGAAUUCGGAACAGAAGGCUGUUCUGCAGUGGUACGAGCCGAGUGCAGUAUCUGCCAGCGACCAGGUGAUAACCCAUGCUUAUAUCGAAGAAGUGUGCAUUCUUCAGGGAGGUCUCGAGGAUGUGACACUGGGGCAAACUUGGUCGACUGGUGCAUAUGCAUAUCGCAAUCCAGGCAUGGAGCAUGGGCCAUACAAAGCGUCGGCAUCAGGUUGCUUGAUGUUUGUUAAGGUGCUUCCUCGGAGUGGACCUAUGGAUUCACUGGAUUGA